CCUCCCCAAUGCAGGAGGUGAUUAAUGGUCAAGGAUGGGGGAAGGGCACGGGAGGGGGGAGCUUUAAGUGCUACUUUUUGCUGUAGAAUUCAAACUGCUGCACAGCACUUCGCAGCAGGUGUGUGUACGCGUGCGCGCUGGCAGCCGGGUCCGGCUAAACUAAAGCCUCGACUUGUUCCGCCUCGUCCGGCCUUGCGAGAAGCGACCCACCAGGAAAAGAAGGUGUCCGUGACGGUCUCCGUGGCCAUGAAGAGCGCGAAGACGAUCCAGUACAUCAUCCACCGCACCUGGGGAGCCACGAGAAACAAAAAUUAAUAUAAGCAAGAAAAUGGUAAGGGAACAGCUAUUCGACCUUGAUGAGUAUGAAUCACGAGAACCCCACAGAUUACAUCCCAGAAUUCCGAAGAAGCUGGCAGAUGUUGCCUCAGAACCAUGGCACCACGUCUUUCAAAAAUCCUGGAGCACCGGGGAAGUACCUGAGGAUUGGAAAAGGGAAAAAAACAGACCCAGGAAACUACAGAUCAAUCAGUCUAACAUCAAUACCUGCGAAGAUUCUGGAAAAGAUAAUCAAAAACAGAUCUGCGAACAACUAGAAGCAAACAAAGUUAUAACAGUCCUAACCAGCAAGGUCCAGAAUGAAUGUGCCAAGGGGGCAGCAUACUGGUGCAGCAACUUAAUGACAGCUAUCAAGUGUGGUGCUUUGGAUCACUGUGUCCAGAAUGGGUGGAAUCAAGCCAGCAAUGAGAGUGUCUGGAACAGAAUCAGCAAUGACGACAUGUGUGCAGACUGCAAACAGCUUAUCUCCAUCCUUGUGCGCAUGGCCAAGGAAUCAACCUUUAAGGAAACUCUCCAGAAGUAUUUAGAGCAUGAAUGUACCAAUUUGCCACUUCAAACACUUAUCCCACAGUGCCAGGCCUUGGUGAAGGACUUCUUUGCCCGUUUAAUUGCCAGCCUGGAAGAACAGUUUGACCCCAGCAUCAUUUGUGCUCAGUUGGGAGCCUGUCCAGCUGACCUUCUGGGAAGCAAAGAUGGGUUGAUGCAGCUGCUCACAGGGCUAGAGCAGCUCCUUCUACUACUGCCAGGCCAGAUGCCCAUCCUGCCCAGUGGCCACACUCAGGAGUCCCCCCAAGAACUGCUGCCCAUCCCCCUGCCUCUCUGCUGGUUGUGCAGGACGUUUAUUGGCAAGGCUGAGUCUGUCAUCCCCAAGGCCGCUAUAGGCAAAGCCAUGUCCAAACUCUGCUACAUUCUGCCAGGGGCUGUGGCUGGCAUGUGCCAGUGUCUGAUGGAGAAAUAUACGGUGAUCAUUGUGGACACAAUUGUGAGCAAGCUGGGCCCACGCCUGAUCUGUGGAAUGAUGUUCAUGUGUGCCUCAGAGGAAAACUGUGGUCCAGAGAGCCUGUUGCCGGCUACAGCCGAGGGAUGUCAGAUGUGUCUCAUGGUCAGUGACCAAGUGAAGGCAUCUCUAAGAGCAAAUCGCACCAGGAGAGCAGUGGAGGCAGCCUUGUCCACGGCCUGCAGCCGUUCCUUUUCCUUCUGGCCUCAGUGCAACCACUUCAUCCAUCAGCACCAGCCAAAGCUGUCUGCACUGUUAAUGAAGCCCUGGGACUCCCAAGCUACCUGCCAGAUUAAUGAAGUGGAAUUGACCCACUUGCAGAGAGCUGCCUGCAAAUGGGUUAGUUUAAGAAAAGGAACUGGGCGCCUGCGGAGCCGAGCAGCUUUUGCCGAGCGCCACUCCCUGUGCCCAGGGACCCACUUACUGGUGCUCCAGCCUGAGUGCAGCCAAGCAAUGCAAGGCUAUACAGCAUUGCCAGGAUCACGCAUGGUUGUAAACGAGCAAGGAGGGCCCUGCUUAAGGCAGGACAGCUCUGCUUCUCUCACCUUUGAUUGCUGAUGAAGAAAAUAUUCUCAACUAUUAAAAUUAACCUCCAGAGCACACUGA
Molecule: messenger RNA, 1939 nt
Organism: Crotalus tigris (Tiger rattlesnake)
Lineage: Eukaryota; Metazoa; Chordata; Lepidosauria; Squamata; Viperidae
Gene: SFTPB
Product: surfactant protein B
Exons: 13
Coding region: 329-1891 (520 amino acids)
Biological process (GO): sphingolipid metabolic process
Cellular component (GO): lysosome
Source: RefSeq, a predicted model, not a curated record